Messenger RNA from Populus nigra (black poplar), 645 nucleotides. Its product is annotated as protein CYSTEINE-RICH TRANSMEMBRANE MODULE 10-like. The coding region runs from base 46 to 348 and encodes 100 amino acids. The transcript is spliced from 2 exons. Lineage: Eukaryota; Viridiplantae; Streptophyta; Magnoliopsida; Malpighiales; Salicaceae. The record is from RefSeq and is a predicted model, not a curated record.
ACCAAACAAGUUUUUCAGAGGUGAUAUCAUAUCUUGAUUUCAACAAUGAGUUACUACAACAACCAGUAUCAAGCUUCAGCAGGAGUAUAUCCUCCACCACCUACUUCAUAUCCACCAGCACCUGGUUCAUAUUAUCCACCAAAGCAGGAGGUGUAUCCUCCUCCUCCUCCUCCACCACAGUUUUAUCCACCACCAGUGCAAGGGUACUAUCAAGCCGGUCCUUAUGUUGCACCACCUCCAGUUAGUUACCCUAUGAAAUAUGGUCCUCAACACCACCAACAGCCACCUCCUCCUCCUCCUCCAGAAAGAACUAAUAAGAGGGGUGAUGGAUACUGCACAGGAUGGUAACUGAGCAUUUUUUUCCCUUUUUAUUUAAAUAAUGAUUCACUGUGUGCCUAUUUAUUUAUUUAUCUUUUUCCUAUGUGACACAGUUGCGCUGACUUAUGUUGCUGCUGCCUCUUGGACAUGUGCUUUUAAGGACGAUGAAUGAUUCUUUGUAAAAUUUGCAGCUUAUAAUUGUUUCCCUUGUGUUUCUUGUCGCAAAUCAUAAUUAUUUUUGCUCUUUUUAUGUCACUGUACGUACAAUGUAUUCUUUAUUCACUCAAUAUCCUUCCUCUUUGAUUAAUAGGCAGGUAAUAUUUGGUA